AUGAGCCGGCAGAGCACCCGUAGACGCAGGAGGCCAUCUCUCUCCCGCUCCUCAAGAGCAGAACUGCAGUUUCCCGUAAGCCGUGUGGACCAUAUUCUGCGGGAGAGCCACUAUGCCCAGCGCCUGAGCUCGUCCACACCGGUUUUCCUCGCUGGCAUUCUCGAGUACCUGACGGCCAACAUCCUGGAGCUGGCGGGCAAUGAGGCCUGCAACAACCAGAGAAGGCGCAUCACCCCAGAACAUGUGGAGAAGGCAGUGGACAACAACCCACAGCUCAGCUGCGUCUUUGGGGAUGAUCUCAACUCUCAGGUUGAUGAGGCGCCUCUACCCACGAAUAACUGA
Messenger RNA from Choloepus didactylus (southern two-toed sloth), 342 nucleotides. Its product is annotated as histone H2A-Bbd type 1-like. NCBI's taxonomy places the organism in Eukaryota, Metazoa, Chordata, Mammalia, Pilosa, Megalonychidae. Bases 1 to 342 code for a protein of 113 amino acids. Gene Ontology annotation, cellular component: nucleosome. The record is from RefSeq and is a predicted model, not a curated record. The transcript has a single exon. Gene Ontology annotation, molecular function: structural constituent of chromatin; DNA binding; protein heterodimerization activity.